Molecule: messenger RNA, 3066 nt
Organism: Puntigrus tetrazona (Sumatra barb)
Lineage: Eukaryota; Metazoa; Chordata; Actinopteri; Cypriniformes; Cyprinidae
Gene: slc37a4b
Product: solute carrier family 37 member 4b
Exons: 9
Coding region: 798-2159 (453 amino acids)
Biological process (GO): glucose-6-phosphate transport; phosphate ion transmembrane transport
Cellular component (GO): endoplasmic reticulum membrane
Molecular function (GO): glucose 6-phosphate:phosphate antiporter activity
Source: RefSeq, a predicted model, not a curated record
GCGUGCGCUCGCGAUGUCAAGGGCGUUCUAAACGCAAGCACAAGGCGCUGGGCAGGUCAAACACAUCCAGUUCAUUUACACCAGCUUCAUUAUUAUUAUUAUUAUUAUUAUUAUUUAACAACAGUCAUCGGUUUAAUCAGCUCUUACAAAAAGAGCGCAUGCGUGCACGGGGUUAGGUGAAGCAUGCAUGUGUAGCAUGUGUUAUUUUUAUCUGGUGUCUUGGCAUUCCUGCAAGAGAUGUUCCCUUGACACCUGCAUCAUGUUUCAAAUUUGUAUCGCUGCUUCAGCAUUUCAACUUCACAAGGUCUGUGGACAGUGUGGAUAACCUUUUCAUGAAACUCCAGUCUGGGGUGAUUUUGUUUUGAGGUUUUUUUUUUUUUUUUUUUUUUUUUUUGAAAGUCGCAAUAGCGUUCAUGCUUUGAUUUUUCUCACAUGUGUUUGGAUGCAGGCCAAUUUCACAGCAAGAUACUAAGCACAGAGACUAAGGUGAACUGACUCUGAGAUGUUUUCCAGGCGGAUCAUCAGUGAAUACAGGUUGAAGAGGCACUGUCUGUCCCCCAUUCAAGUCUAAGCAACCUGGAGAGAAGCUGAAAAUACCCUCCUUAGAAGUCCAGUAAAAUGAAUUAGAGCUUUGGAUCAGUUUUUUUAAGUUUUACCAGGAGGAAACUGGCUAUCAGAACUGAAAGAUUUUCAUCCAGCACGCUUUUUUUUGCCUUGAUAGUCUAGCUUUUUUUCCUUUUUAAUCUCCUUUUAACUCACAUUUUUGCUUAUUUAUAAAUAAUUAUAUUAUUGCAAUCAUGGGAGCAGCAAGUUAUGGAUAUUACCGCACAGUUAUAUUCAUCUCAAUGUUUGUGGGAUACAUGCUAUAUUACUUCAAUCGGAAGACUUUCUCCUUUCUGAUGCCAUCAGUGAUGGAGGAGAUCGAUCUGGAUAAAGAAGAGCUUGGGCUGAUCACCAGCAGCCAGACUCUGGCCUACGCCAUCAGUAAGUUUAUCAGUGGAGUGCUCUCGGACCAGAUCAGCGCACGCUGGCUCUUCUCCAUCGGGCUCUUCAUUGUAGGCGCAAUAAACAUCGCCUUCUCCUGGUCAUCCACCGUCAUGCUGUUUACCGUGUUUUGGUUUGUGAACGGGUUUGGUCAGGGUUUCGGCUGGCCACCGUGUGGAAAGGUGCUUCGGAAGUGGUUUGAACCAUCUCAGUUUGGGACGUGGUGGGCCAUCCUGUGCUGCAGUAUGAACCUGGCAGGUAGUCUGGGACCCAUCAUCACUACGGUGUUGGUUCAGUACUAUAAUUGGAGAAUCAUCAUGUCCGUGUCUGGGGUGAUCUGCAUGACUGUUGCUGUCGCUUGCCUUCUGACGGUGAAGAACGAACCCAGCGAUGUGGGGUUACCCAAUAUUGAGCCUGGCUCUAAAAAGGGCAAAGGGAAAAAGGGAGGCCCUAAUGAUGAAAGCAGUCUAAAAGAGUUCCUGCUGUCUCCUUAUCUUUGGGUGCUGUCUGCCAGCUACCUGGUUGUGUUUGGAGUAAAGAUCGCCUGCACUGACUGGGGUCAGCUGUUCCUCAUGCAGGAAAAAGGCCAGUCUGCGAUGAUGGGCAGUUCGUACAUGAGUGCCCUGGAAGUCGGUGGGUUUUUUGGAAGCAUUGGAGCUGGCUAUCUGUCUGACAGGGCUGUGGCUAGGCAAGGGCUGGGUACAUAUGGUAAUCCUCGCCAUGGGCUACUCCUGAUGAUGAUGGCAGGCAUGGCUGUGUCCAUGUAUCUCUUCCGGGUUACCAUCACAGUAGAAACCCCAGAGGAAGCACCUCUAUGGCUUUUGGCACUCCAUCCAGUUUCUGUCCUCACUGGCGUCUCAGAGAAAGAGCUUUGGAUUUUGAUUCUUGGUGCUGCAUUUGGAUUUUCCUCAUACGGACCAAUUGCCUUGUUUGGGGUGAUUGCGAGUGAAAGCGCCCCUUCCAAUUUCUGUGGGACAUCACAUGCCAUUGUAGCUCUGAUGGCAAAUGUUGGUGCAUUUAUUGCUGGCCUGCCGUUCAGCACCAUUGCCAAGCGGUACAGCUGGGACACUGCAUUCUGGGUAGCAGAGAUCACCUGCGCUGUAACAACAGUUUGUUUCUUCUUUGUGCGUAACAUGCGCACAAAAAUGGGCCACGUGGCUAAAAAGAUGGAUUAAACCUCCAGUUAAAUGUGAUCACAACAGACAGCCCAGCCAAUGUGACAGCACAGAUAGCCCACCCAAAAUGAAUCCUUCUGUCAUUAUUUACUCAACCCUCAUGUCAUUCGAAACAUGUGAAACACAAAUUAAUUUGUCAUAAUCAAACAGUUUUGGUUUUCAUUGUAUUUUUUGUUUUGGAAGGGCGAGUAAAUCAUAAGAUUUUUUUUUUCUUUGGACAGUCUUUAACUUCUGUAAUGUCAGUGUUACUGUUAUACCUUUUUUUAUAUAUACAUUUUUAGAGUUGUCUGUUAAGCUUAUUCAUCUGCAAUAAUCACAACAUUCACACACUUCAGAGAUUAAGCGUCUCCACUGUACAUCUUUAAGAACAGAAUUUGUAUUACUAUAAGAACAGAAAUGUUUACACACUAGUAUGUUUACUUAGUAAAUACUAACAUGAAUACGGUUUAACUUAUCACAAGCUUUUUCAGCUUGUUAAUUUUUUUUUUGAGUAACAACUAGAGCUUAAGUUACGUGCUGAAUUGAGGAUCAUCUUUUUCCAGUCUACAGACUUACAUAGACACAUAUUGUUUUUUUGCACUUUAAAUACCUGUACUUUUGCCUUCAGUGUUACAGCAAAUUUGUACCUAGUUCAUACUUAAUGAAAAUAACAGUAUCCUUUAUGAUGUACAAAAGGUGUCAAAAUGUAGUAUAAAAAUUUAUUGUAACCAAGUUGUUGCAUACGUGUCAUUUUAUAUAAUUUUAAACAUUGGUCUUGAUAUUUUUUACUAUCUUCAUUAUUAUUUUAUUUAUUUUUGUGAGCUUCAUUUAUUUGGCCUAUUUCAUCUUUUUAGUAUAGUUUUACAUGUGCUGUGAGAUACCUUGUUUUUAUACAUUUAAUUUGCAUUAAAUUAAAAGUAAAUGUGAA